Messenger RNA from Colletotrichum truncatum, 699 nucleotides. Its product is annotated as short-chain dehydrogenase. The record is from RefSeq and is a predicted model, not a curated record. Lineage: Eukaryota; Fungi; Ascomycota; Sordariomycetes; Glomerellales; Glomerellaceae.
AUGGCUUCUCCCGUCGUCCUCGUCCUCGGCGCAGGCAGUCGUGUUGGCGCUGGCAUUGCUCGCAACUUCGCCGCGGCAGGUUACUCCGUUGGUGUCGUCUCACGAAGCAACCCAUCUCCGCCCUCUGUCGACCCUGAGACGUCCUACCUCAGAAUCCGAGCAGACGUCUCUGUUCCCUCUGAGGUCGCCGACGCGUUCGCGGCCACGAAGAAGCAGUUUGGAAACCCGCCCAAGGUGGUAGUCUACAAUGCGGCCACCGUCUCCCAGCCUCCUGAUGCCGAAAACCUUCUUAGCCUUGGAAUAGAGCAGUUUGAAGCCGACGUCAGGGUUAACGCCACCGCGGCGUGGGUCGCUGCUGGAGAGGCGGCCAAGGGGUGGAACGAGGCCGGGGAGAAGAACGGCAGAUUUAUUUUCACCGGCAAUGGCCUGAAUACCAAGCCUGUGCCGGUGCCACUGUUCCUCACUUUGGGGGCGGGAAAGAGUCUGGCCUGGUAUUGGGUCGGGGCAGCGGAUGGGUUCUAUCAGAGCAAGGGAUGGAGAUUCUUCUACGCUGAUGAAAGGAAGGCGGAUGGGAGCAACGCGGGCGGUGAUCUUGGUGCCGAGUCGCAUGGCAAGUUCUACUUGCAUCUUGCUGAGGGGUAUGUGGAGGAGUUGCCGUCGGCUGUAACGUUUGUCGAUGGGGAAUACAAGAAGUUUUGA